Messenger RNA from Propithecus coquereli (Coquerel's sifaka), 3175 nucleotides. It is a transcript of the gene PYGO2, whose product is annotated as pygopus family PHD finger 2. Gene Ontology annotation, biological process: kidney development; spermatid nucleus differentiation. The record is from RefSeq and is a predicted model, not a curated record. The transcript is spliced from 3 exons. Lineage: Eukaryota; Metazoa; Chordata; Mammalia; Primates; Indriidae. Bases 205 to 1425 code for a protein of 406 amino acids.
CCGGUUCCGGUUGCUGCUGCCGCUGGCGGGCGGUGAGUCUGGAGCGAGCGCGCAGUUCGGGCCCCGGCUGGGCGCCUGUCCUUGGCCGCACUUUGGGGUUGCUGCAGCUCGGGGGCCUGUGCUGCCCCUGAUUCCCUUUCCGGGCGAUGGUGCAGCCCGAGGGCGCCUCCAUCCUCCGCCGCCGCUGACCCUGGUCCCCACUCCAUGGCCGCCUCGGCGCCGCCCCCACCGGACAAGCUGGAGGGAGGUGGCGGCCCCGCACCGCCCCCUGCGCCGCCCAGCACCGGGAGGAAGCAGGGAAAGGCCGGUCUGCAAAUGAAGAGUCCAGAAAAGAAGCGAAGAAAGUCAAAUACUCAGGGCCCUGCAUACUCACAUCUGACGGAGUUUGCACCACCCCCAACACCCAUGGUGGAUCACCUGGUUGCAUCCAACCCUUUUGAGGAUGACUUCGGAGCCCCUAAGGUGGGGGGCACAGCCCCUCCAUUCCUUGGCAGUCCUGUGCCCUUUGGAGGCUUUCGCGUACAGGGGGGCAUGGCAGGCCAGGUACCCCCAGGCUAUGGCGCUGGGGGUGGAGGAGGUCCCCAGCCACUUCGUCGACAGCCCCCACCAUUCCCUCCCAACCCUAUGGGCCCUGCUUUCAACAUGCCCCCCCAGGGCCCUGGCUACCCACCCCCAGGCAACAUGAACUUUCCCAGCCAACCCUUCAAUCAGCCUCUGGGUCAAAAUUUUAGUCCUCCUGGUGGGCAGAUGAUGCCAGGACCAGUGGGGGGAUUUGGCCCCAUGAUCUCACCCACCAUGGGACAGCCUCCCAGAGGGGAUCUGGGCCCCCCUUCCCUUCCCCAACGAUUUGCCCAGCCAGGGGCUCCUUUCGGCCCCUCUCCUCUCCAGAGACCUGGUCAGGGGCUCCCCAGCCUGCCCCCUAACACAAGUCCCUUCCCUGGUCCGGACCCCAGCUUUCCUGGCCCUGGCGGUGAGGAUGGGGGGAAGCCUUUGAACCCACCUGCUCCCACUGCUUUUCCCCCGGAGCCCCACUCAGGCUCCCCAGCUGCUGCUGUUAAUGGGAACCAGCCCAGUUUCCCCCCGAACAGCAGUGGUCGGGGUGGGGGCACUCCGGAUGCCAACAGCCUGGCAGCACCUGGCAAGGCAGGUGGGGGCUCAGGGCCCCAGCCUCCUCCAGGCUUGGUGUACCCAUGUGGUGCCUGUCGGAGUGAGGUGAACGACGACCAGGAUGCCAUUCUCUGUGAGGCCUCCUGCCAGAAGUGGUUCCACCGUGAAUGCACGGGCAUGACUGAGAGUGCCUAUGGGCUGCUGACCACUGAGGCCUCUGCUGUCUGGGCCUGCGAUCUCUGCCUGAAGACCAAGGAGAUCCAGUCUGUCUACAUUCGAGAGGGCAUGGGGCAGCUAGUGGCUGCUAACGACGGUUGACAUUGGCAAGGUGGCCCAGGGAAGUGCACACAUCCCUCCUUGCUCUUCUAGGGUGAUUGUUUCCAUGUCUGGCUCUUGGUCCUUGUUUCUACUGGCUUCCCAUCCCCACGGGGCAGAAACACAAUGGCUUCUGGGGGCAGAAAAGGAAUUGAGGUGAGCAGGCAGAAGAGCCUGGAUCGCUCACCUUUUGGGAAACUUACGUGGUGAGAUCUACAGAGAUCCAGGAAACCAAAGCCCUGCUGAGCAGAGCCAUUUUUUGUGGCUGUUUCUGGAGGCCUAGGAGUAUGGCUGCAAGAGAAAGGGGGCUGGAGGAAGAUUCUGAAGGCAGGGGUGUCCCCUCUGUAGAUGACGGAUGCCCCUAACACCUGUGCCUAAUACCCCUAACCUAGCCCCACAGCUCCAGCCUUAGUUUUUGGAGUCAAGUGUUAAAGGUUUCUGGCCAGAGGAGUUGAGGUCUCUUCCCAUCCCUGCAAUAGCCCUUUUUAUGGGUUCUGGGAGACAGCUUUAGGGAAUAAAUGGGGAUUUUCCCCUCUUUCUACUCUCCUUUGCCUCCUUCAAGACCUACCUAACUCCUCCCCCCUCAGAGAACCAAAUAGCUUGAAGAAGCAGGAGAGUUCCUGGCUAUUAAUGGCAGUUUCUUGGUGAUUUGGGGCUUUGAGACAGUGGGUAAGAGACGCUGUCAAGGACAUACCUUCCUCAUACCAAAGUCACUGGUCCUUUCUCAGCCUCUCUUGUGCUUUUCUCCUAAUGACCAUAUUUUUGCCAAAAAUUGGGAUCGUGGUCUGAUAGACCAGAAUAUUUGAAGUUUGGGCUGUUCUGGAAGUCUGGACUUUGCUGGUACACCUCCCCCCACCCCUCAUCCAUCUGUUGCACAUUAUACUCAGUGCUGUUUUUCAACUUUCAGUGCCCUUGUUCGUCUGCCUUCCUGGCUUGAUUGAAGGAAAGCUUGAAAAGGCACAGAGCCCUUAUACCUCAUUUCCUCUCCUGAUAAAAGGAUCCAAAUGAGGCCCUGUCACAGUCUUGUGGGUAGGGGGAUGCGGGGGCAUCCUCAUCGCCAUGGUACUGAAACAUAAAAGAGCCUGGAGUUUUUUUGCUUCUCUCUUUCCUUGCUAUUCUUUUAUGUCACCUCGGGCCUGGUGAUCUAGCAGUUCUCAUUCCUCUCAGCCAAAGCCCUGCACUGGGCUUGAUUUGUAUUUUUUAAAUUUUUUAAGCACUGCCUACCAGAGAUGGGCCUGGGGCCUGAAAAGGAGCCCCUGGCAGCUGCUGGCUUGGCAGCUCAUGUACACAUUCCUCGGUGGGGUGGGGAAGCCAGGCAUGAGCUGUGGCCCUCUUCAGAGAAGUCAGUGGUCCCUCAGCGUGAGGAAUGGUGGCAAAGACCUACCCUCUGUGGCCCCCUAGCCCCUCUUCUCUCAGUUCCCUGUCUUGCGGAGAGAAUAUACUGCCCUGGUAGAGCCAGCAGCCUUUGAGGCUGUAAGAAAAUCUGGGCGUCUCUCUUCCAGUGUUGCCCACACUAAAACAGCAUAGAUGUCAACCCCCUACUGCUCAACUUUGUGUUGUGUUUGUGGUUCUGUUUGCCCCUUUUAUCUGUUGCUAUUUUUUGUGUUGUCUCCCUCCUACGCAUUCUGUAAAAUGGCUCCUGGGGGAGUGUCUUUGCUCAGUCAAUUCCCUCUUGCUCCACAACUUUUUGGAAGAAAGUGGUGGAAGAGAUGGCUUUUUGUACGGUUGGAUUAAUAAAAUGACUGAAAAACCC